CGCCCUCCCGCGUGGGUGCCGCGCCCUCAGCCCCGUGAGGUGGUGUCCAUGAUGUCACAGUGGCGUCAAGGAGUGGCCAUUGUGACGCGCGGGGCCGGGAGCAGAGCAAAGGCUGCGGGGCUGGGGCCGUGCUCAGUGCGGCCUGGCGAGGCGUGGAGAGAGCAGCGACUCUCUUGUUUCUCGUCGUCGAUGCCAAUCAUGUCCAAAGGGACGGAGGAGGCCCCCAACUCUGGGGAGCCAGUGUGCAUGCUGUGCCGCCGGGCACAGGUCAACCCGGACAUCUGCGGGCAGACAUUUGCCAACGGUGGGCUCUGUGCCCACCAGUUCUGCUUGUUCUUUGCCAAUGGCCUUUUGGAAUGGAGAAGCCCAAUGGGGGGUAUUUUUGGCUUCUCCAUUGAUGCCGUCCGGCGCACAAUCCAGCUGGCAGACCAGAAGCACUGCUUUGUCUGUGGCGGGAGGGGAGCUUCCAUCAGCUGCGCGGAGACCGGCUGUGAGCGCAGCUUCCACCUGCCCUGCGCCGAGGACGGGGAAUGCGUCACUCAAUACUUUGGGCAGCACAGGUCCUUCUGCUGGGAGCAUCGCCCUCGGCAGGCAGCGGAGGCAGCUCCAACGCAGAACACCGUCUGCGUCAUCUGCCUGGAGCCCGUGGGGGACAGCACGUCCUACCACACCAUGGUGUGCCCGGUGUGCAAACAGGCCUGGUUCCACCGGGGCUGCAUCAGGAAACAUGCCCUGCACGCUGCCACCAUGCGCUUCUUCUGCCCCGUCUGCGGAGGAAGAAGGCGAUUCCGAUCCCUAAUGACCAUGCUGGGGAUCCAAAUUCCAGUCAGACGACCAUCGUGGUGGGACGACGCAGCAUACCAGCCGCUGCGAGAAAGGCACAGGCGCUGCGAUGCCAGCAUGUGCAUCUACCUAGGAGGCAGGGAGAGGGCACAGGAAGAGGGGCGCUGGCGGCUGCUCCUUUGCAGCUCCUGUGCCGCAGAAGGCACCCAUUGGAACUGCUCCUUCUGGGCCAUGGGCAGACACGCCUGGGAGUGCGACACCUGCGCUGGUGCGGGCACCGCCUCCCGCACCAACUCUGAGCUUGCCAGCCCCAGCGCUUCCAGCCAGGAGCUACCAGUGCCCUCCCACAGCCUUUCGGGACCCGACAACACCAGCUCCGGUCCUGCUAGUCAGGCAGCACCCGGCCCGUCCUGCAACUCCCAGCUGCCUGAGCUCAGCGUCCAGCCCAGAGUGCCGGCGGCUGAGCAGGGUACCACCCGCUCACGUCCAUCUGAGGAGCGGGACACAUGUCAGCAGCGCCGAGGACGUGGUGGGAGGAGACGGGCACCAGCUGCAGGCGCUGAGACCUGCUCCCAGAGCCCUGCCAGACGGGGGACCGCACGGUCCUCCAGAACCUCCCUGGCAACUGAGCCCGCACAGCGUCCCAGGCAGCGGGGGGCCGGCCGCACGAGAAGCCGCUCCCCGUUGCAAGGCCGGGCCUCGGGCUCCCAGAGUCAGCCCCGACGACAUCGUGGCGGGAGCCGCACGACAGCCCGAGGUGCUCAGAGCAGCACCCGCACCUCGGCCAGACCAGCACCGCCGAGGUCCUCGAGGGCUUCCCCUCUGCCGGCACGCAGGAGACAAUCCAGGCAGCGAGGGCGGGCCCACACUCGAAGCCGAUCCCCAGUGGGGCGUCGCGCUUCCACUUCCCGCAGCCGGCCCCGAGGAGGCCGUGGGAGCCGGUCCAGGCAGCGGGGACCAGCCCGGGCACGAAGCCGCUCCCGGGCCCAACAUCACAGAAGACGUCCCCGCAGCCGGUCCCAAAGACGGCGCUGAAGCAGCCGCCGUGUUCCAUCCCCACGUGACAGCUGUGCUUCCAAGCGGCAAAGAAAACAAACCGUGAAGAGAGUCCACACAUACCGGCUUCAUUCUUCAGUGGACCAGCCCGGGCACAAAACCGCUCCCGGGUCCAGCAUCGGAGAAGACAUCCCCACAGCCACUCCCAAAGACAGCACGGAAGCAGCCGUGCCCCAUCCCCGCGUGACGGUUGUGCUUCCACGUGGCAAAUAAAUAAAUAAAAAAACCAUCAAACCUCAAAAUUACUCCCCACGUGUUGGCUUCAUUCUUCUCUGCUUGUCCUGCG
This is a messenger RNA of Gallus gallus (chicken), 2125 nucleotides long. RefSeq names its product PHD finger protein 7-like. Gene Ontology annotation, cellular component: nucleus. The record is from RefSeq and is a predicted model, not a curated record. The transcript is spliced from 9 exons. Lineage: Eukaryota; Metazoa; Chordata; Aves; Galliformes; Phasianidae. Bases 49 to 1818 code for a protein of 589 amino acids.